AUGCCCGUCCCGCGGGCCGGCCAGGUCCUGAUACGCGUGGUCGUCAGCGGCUCCAACCCCAAGGACUUCAAGGCCCCGUUCUUCCAACCACCCCAAAACUUUGGCGACGACAUCGCGGGCUACGUCGAGUCCGUGGGGUCUGGCGUCUUCGAGUUCCGCCCGGGCGACCGCGUCGCCGCCUUCCACGAAAUGUUCACGCCUCACGGGUCCUUUGCCGAGUACGCCGUCGCCUACGCCCACACGACGUUCCAUCUCCCGCGUGAAGUACCCUUCGAGCAGGGCGCCACGGUGCCGCUCGCGGCCAUGACGGCCGCACUCGGCCUGUACCAGGACUUGGAGCUCCCGUACCCCUGGAUCACGGACGAGAGGCUGCCCGAGGCUGAAAGGCCCGCACUGGUCGUCUACGGCGCGGGGGCCGCGGUGGGCAGCUUCGCCGUCCAGCUCGCCCGGAAAAGCAAUCUCCACCCCAUCAUCUGCAUCGCCGGCCAGUCCAAGGACCACGUCGAGACGCUCAUCGACCGCUCCAAGGGCGACACCGUCAUCGACUACCGCUUGGGGCUUGAGGUCGUGGUGGCUGAGGUCAAGAAAGCCCUGGGCGGAAAGCCGUUGCUGCAUGCUUUCGAUGCCAUCGCCGGCAACGGCAGCGACAAGGUCCUUGGGUCCGUGCUCCCCUCCGCGAACGCGAAGCUGGCCUCGGUCGGGUUCAACGAUCGCACAAAGAUCCCGCGCACGCCCGGGAUGAGCAUCGAGGGCAUGACGCGACCAAAGAUGGACCCCGCCGUCUCAGAAGGGGUCGAGGCUUUCUGGACCGUCGUGGGCUCCGUGCACGGCUCCGACAAGCACUUUGGCUACAUCAUGUUUCGAUACAUGGCCCUCGGGCUUCACGAGGGCUGGUUUAAGCCGCACCCGCACGAGGUUAUCCCGGGUGGACUGGACGGUCUUGCCGACGGUCUGACGAGGCUUUCCAAGGGCCAGGCCCAUGCCGUCAAGUAUGUAUACCAGAUAGGCAAAGAUUCGUAA
This is a messenger RNA of Fonsecaea monophora, 1020 nucleotides long. RefSeq lists its product as hypothetical. The record is from RefSeq and is a predicted model, not a curated record. Lineage: Eukaryota; Fungi; Ascomycota; Eurotiomycetes; Chaetothyriales; Herpotrichiellaceae. Bases 1 to 1020 code for a protein of 339 amino acids. Gene Ontology annotation, molecular function: oxidoreductase activity, acting on NAD(P)H. The transcript has a single exon.